AUGAACCAAGAGAUCUUAGUGUCAACCGGAGAGGUUUCGUCCGACCUUGCGCAUGCGGAUGCAUUUGGUUCUCCGGAGGAUUUCGCAGAGGCCUUGGACCAUCUAAUGGAAUCAGCUCGGGCCGCUGCCCUCGCAAAGCGAAGAAAGCAGGUUCAAGAGCUACUGAACUCCUUUUCCAACACGACCGCCGCCACUUUGACAUUGGGCGAAGAUGGCACAGCUUCAGAAUGCACAAUCUGUAAGGAAGACCUCUCUCAAGUUCGACAAACAGUUGUUCAGCUCCCAUGUCAUCCAUCAAAUCUUUUUCACAGAGACUGCAUUAAAAACAGAACACAAGCUGCCCUAUAUGCCGACCUGGAUUCCAACUACCACCUCCGUCGAACUCGGAACCCUCUGGUUAAAUUGGCGGAGCGGCAUUCUUCUGUUGUAUCUUUUUCUAGUACGAACGUUUAG
This is a messenger RNA of Puccinia triticina, 453 nucleotides long. RefSeq lists its product as uncharacterized. The transcript has 3 exons. Lineage: Eukaryota; Fungi; Basidiomycota; Pucciniomycetes; Pucciniales; Pucciniaceae. The coding region runs from base 1 to 453 and encodes 150 amino acids. The record is from RefSeq and is a predicted model, not a curated record.